AUGGCUUAUAACAAUUCAACACAGACUAAUGGUGCUCCUGUUUUAUUGCGAAAGCUAAAUUACAUUUUCAUAGUGGUACAGAUUCUGAUAGCAUUUUUUCUGUACCUCAACUGUCUGCUCAUCACAACCUUUUUCAAGAAGGGGGCAUUUCGCAGAAGUAUGCGCUACAUCCUAUUCGCCUAUACCCUGACUUCGGACUGCUUGUACCUAUUGGUGACCAACGUUCUGCUAAUCAUGUCGCUCUUUGAUAUUUUCAUGCAAAUUUGGAUCUGUAUUCUCCUCCUUAUAGUGGUGUCGGUGUAUACUUUUGUCUUUCCUUUAGCACUGACCAUGAUGACUCUGGAGCGUUACGUGGCUAUCUGCAUGCCAAUGCAGCACGGAGCCUUAUGCACACCGCGCAACGCUCUGCACUGUAUUCUGAUAAUCAACGCUAUCAGCUCCAUACCAAUCAGCAUCUCUCUCUCCAUCUACUGGGCCUCUGUGCCGCUCAGUAUCUACAUGGAGGGUAGGAUCUGCUCGAUGGAAAUGCUCAUCAUUCACAGAUGGCAGAGUCAUUACUGGUCGGCCAUAACUCAGUUAUACUUUGUCAUCAUGUUUGUCAUUGUUGUGUUCUGUUAUGUUCAAAUCGGAAAAGCAGCCAGGAAAGCAUCGGGAGAGACUAAGAAAUCCUCAGGGAAGGGACUCAGAACGGUACUUCUUCAUGGUUUUCAGCUCAUUCUCUGCCUUACUCGGCUGUGGUGCCCUUUGGUUGAAGCUGCAAUUAUGCGAUAUGAUAUAAUUUUAUACAGCAAUGUGAGAUACGCUAAUUACAUAAUAUUUACUCUUGCUCCGAGAUGUCUAAGUUCCCUUGUUUAUGGCCUCAGGGACAAAGCUUUUUUUCUAAUGUUGAAAUACUAUGCUGUCUUCGGCUUGUGUUACAAAUCCCAUCCUGUAUUGGCUGAUUGA
Gadus chalcogrammus (walleye pollock) is the source of this 945-nucleotide messenger RNA. RefSeq names its product odorant receptor 131-2-like. Lineage: Eukaryota; Metazoa; Chordata; Actinopteri; Gadiformes; Gadidae. Gene Ontology annotation, cellular component: membrane. Bases 1 to 945 code for a protein of 314 amino acids. Gene Ontology annotation, biological process: G protein-coupled receptor signaling pathway. The transcript has a single exon. Gene Ontology annotation, molecular function: G protein-coupled receptor activity. The record is from RefSeq and is a predicted model, not a curated record.